Molecule: messenger RNA, 4549 nt
Organism: Scatophagus argus
Lineage: Eukaryota; Metazoa; Chordata; Actinopteri; Scatophagidae
Product: PH and SEC7 domain-containing protein 4
Exons: 16
Coding region: 565-3894 (1109 amino acids)
Biological process (GO): regulation of ARF protein signal transduction
Molecular function (GO): protein binding; phospholipid binding; guanyl-nucleotide exchange factor activity
Source: RefSeq, a predicted model, not a curated record
UCUGUUGGCCUUGUUUCUGCUGCUGUGAGAGAUGCCCUCGGAUUUUACUGACAACAUGUGGUUCAGAUUUUGAUUCUUUCACAGUUUUAUCAUUUGUCUGUUGUCACAGGACAGCAUUGUGAUAAAAUGAUAAAGCCAGGACGCAGACUGUUAAACUGCUCUCCAGAAACAACCCCACCCACUGCCUCUCUCUUGAUCCACGCCGUACACCUCUAGCUCUUUUUCUCUUUUGCUCACUUGCUUGGCUGAUUUUCUGUCUGUGGUCAGGAAGUAGAAGCACGCUUUUGUGACAAUAAAAGUCGAUUGCACUGCAUUGCAUGUCUGCAAUGCAACACAACAAAACUAAAAAAAAUUGACACAAAUCUCCUUCAUACUGGAUUAUGUAUAUCGGUGAAUGGCGCCAUCGAAGGUUGUAACAUCCUUCAGGAUUUCACACGUAUGGGAUUUUACAAAAUGACCAUUGUUCACACAGCAGACGAGGACAUUUUGUAGCAAGACAUCAUUUACUGCCACAACAUCUUUCACCUGUUUCAAACACAACAGCAACUGAACUGACUGAGAUACAUGCUCAUGGAGGAGGAAAACGUUUUCUCCUCUUUGCCAGAUGUCCCAGAUUCAGUCCUUCAGCAGCCUCAACAAGACCCAUUGAUCUCUCUAGACCACCAGUACGUCAAUGGAGAACAGCAGACCAACGUGUGGGGCGAGUCAGAGGUACAGAUAAACCAAGUACAUGGGACAGAUGAGCUCAGUCUGUCCUCGAAGGCAGGACAAGACACUACUGAAGAGGCAGAACAGUGGGAACAAGUAAUAUGGUCGGUGCGGCCCUUGAGCUGUGCCAGUCCCCCGCUUUCAUUUGCCACAGUGCAGUGGGACAUGCCUGACCCCGCCACCGAGACGCCUUCACUCAUAACUGACAGCAGCGUGGCCAAUGAGCUGGACUCUGAUGGUGUGAUGACUGUAGACACCAUUUCCUCAUCACCACUUCACCAGUCUCAAGACAUUAAUGCAGAGCUUUUCACACAGGAGGUCUGGGAGGAAGAAGAUAGGUUUCAUUCUCAGCCUCUGAACUCAAAUCUAGAGGGGACAGGAAAUGACUCCGAGCCAUGUGAUGCUGCAGAUGUGCAAGAGCCUACAGCACAGGAAGAGGAAGAUUCAACACAUGAGCUGUUAGACAACAAUAACGAAAUCCCACUGACAACAGAGUCAGAGGAAGAAGAGGAACAAUCUGCAACUGCAGGUCUUGUCGAAACUGUAGACUUAAUUGAUAUUCUUGAAGACACUGAAGGUUCAGAAGAUGAGGCAAAGAGUUUAGUAGAUUUAAACCAAGAAGAGGAACAAGAUGAGCCCGGCGCUCUGCUGACUUUACGAGGAAACUCAGAGGAAGAGCAGACGUCACUGAAUGGUGUUGAGAUUGAAGAGGAGAACGAGAAGGAAGGCGAGGCAGAAGAAGAGCAGACUGUGACAGACUUGUGCUGUACAGAAGAAAGUGAAGAUGCAAAAAGUGUCAGCAGUGUGACUGAUGUAGAGGUUCCUGUAGAGCAACUACUACCUGACAAUAGUGAACCAGCUGUAAACCCAGACAAGCUAACUGAGCUGCCACAGUCAGAGCUUGUAGGGGAAAAGACAAACUCGGGGAGUGAGGAGGACAUAGAGAUACUGGAAGGCUUACAUGAAGAUCCCACAGGACAGAGUGAAGAGCCAGAAAUGUGCAAAAAUAUAGACCAGAACUUGGACCCUCAAGACUCAGAGGCCAUGUGUGACAACGAAGACCCAUCGAUACAGAUGGCAGAUAAUGUAGAAAGGAUAGAAAAUUCACAGGAGACACUGGAACUGACUGGAAAACUGGAGGAGACGAAUUGUCCGCAGCAUCAGGAUUGUGACCAACCUACUUCACAGGAAUUGUUGCCAGAGUUGGAACACCCAGAGUCCGAGCAACUUGAGAUGACCAGCAUUCAAGAGCAGAUCCAAGCAGAAGUGCAAGCACAGGAGCAACAGUCUGAAGACCAGUUAGGAAAAGCGCAGCAUGCGGAGCAGUCACUGCAGAUGGAACUGACAGAAGAGUCAGCUCAAUCUGAAAAUGCAGGGGAGUGUACUCUGUCAGAGCAGGCAGUUUGUCCCGAAGAUGAAGACCCUGGAGUGGCAGAGCAGCAACAACAGACGGAGCCAUCAGAGCAGAAUGAGCAAACGGCCGUAUCGUCUCAGUCGACGCUCUCUGAGCAGCUCGUGCGACCAGAGGAAGCAGACGUUUCUGAAAUAACGGAGCAGCUGUCCGCUGAGACUGAGCUUACACAGCAGACAGCAGAGGCCGAGUUCAGUCAGGUGGACGAACAGCCUGAGACGUCACAUCAGAAUGCAGGUAGCGAGGAUGGAUCUGUGCAGACAGUUGUAGCCAACGGAGAGCAACCCAAACUCCCCGAGACAGCAGUAACCCUUAUGAACGGAGGUGCUGUGGACAGAGAGAUGGCCCGUCGCCUUGCUGAACAGCUGUAUAAGUUGGAUGGGAUCCAGCGUGUGGACGUGGUGAAGCACUUAGAUAAAGAUAAUGACUUCAGUCGUGCUGUUGGGGAGGAAUACCUGAAAUUCUUUGACUUCACCGGGCAGACUGUCGAUCAUGCCCUGAGAUCUUUCCUAAAGGUGGUGGUGUUGAUAGGAGAGACCCAGGAGAGGGAGCGAGUCCUGCAGCAUUUCGCCUGCCACUUCCAUCAGUGCAACCCGGACUCCUUCUCCUCUUCAGGGUCUGUGCUGGCUCUUACAUGUGCUGUGAUGCUUCUCAACACUGACUUGCAUGGACAGAAUGUGGGAAAAUCCAUGUCCUCUUCUAAGUUUGUGUCCAACCUGGAUGGGAUGAAUGAGGGAGGAAACUUCAGCAAGGACCUCUUGAAAAGCCUUUACAAUUCCAUAAAGAGUGAACCGCUGGAGUGGGCCGUUGAUGAGGAGGAACUGAAGACCUCCGUGCUGGUGGACGAACACGCGGCAGAUGAUGUGCCGCUGCGGUCAAAAGCCAACCCCUUCCUGAACGUUCCUCAUGACAAAAGGGCGACCGUGGUCAAAGAGGGAUUCCUCCGGAGAAAACUCCACGCCGACAUCGACGGCAAACGCACUCCAUGGGGGAAGAGAGGCUGGAAGACUUUCUACGGAGUGUUCAGGGGAAUGGUCCUUUACCUACAAAAGAAUGAUUAUAGGAGGGAUCAGCCGACUAACGAGGAGGUGGUGAGCGUGCAUCACUCACUGGCCGAGCAGGCAGCUGAUUACACCAAGAAGCCACACGUCUUCCGUUUGCAGACAGCUGACUGGAGGGUCUUCCUCUUUCAGGCCUCAUCCAAGGUGGAGAUGAAUUCAUGGAUCAGCCGCAUCAACCUCGUUUCGGCCCUUCACUCCUCGCCUCCAUUUCCUGCGGCCGUCAGCUCUCAGAGGAGGUUCUUCAGGCCGAUCCUGCCUGCCUCGCAGUCCGCACACACUCUGGAACAUCAGCUGCAGGCGCAUUCAGGAAUGCUGACGUCCUUCAAAGCGGAUCUGUCGUACCUGCAGCAAAACCCACCAGAGGGGAAAAAAGCCAAAGCCAAGGAGCUGGAGGAGCAUCGCGUCAGAGCGGAGUACCUGCAUUACGAGAUGUGCCGCUAUGAGAUCUACAUCCAGGUGCUGGAAGCCUGGAAGAGAGCGAAGAAAACAGAUGACGACAUAUUCGGCGUCACAGGCCUGAACCUGUUUGAUAAAGCCAUGUGUGCAGACUCUGUGGUGGAUGAAGAGGAGGAAGAGGGGCUGAAGAAGUCCCACUCCAGCCCCUCUCUGGAGCUGGAGAUGCCUCGUCCGACUGUGAUCAAAGUCAGGCGUAACAUCUCUGAAAGACGGACUUACCGCAGGACCGUCGUUCCCCGAUGGAACAAAGAGGCCUGAAAGGAGUUUUACUGUGAGAAAAUACAAGCAGUUAACGGCCUUUAGAAAAUGCAGAUUUACACAUUUCUGCUGUGAGCUGACAGGACUUUAGUCUUUUAGUUUGUUGAAGUGCACAUCAGAAAUCUGCCUAAGCAAGUUGUUUUAGGGUUUUUCUGCGUUUUUAUUUUGUGCACUUUACAAAAAUAAAUCUCAGGGAAUCCCUAACCCUGUUUUCCCUCAUUCAUUUGUCGAGGGGCUCAACAUCUCUGGACCUAAUUUAUAUGGUUUUGUUGUGUGAACUUUGAUCUGUAGAAGUACCUGAAGUAGUACCUGAAGUUCAGUGAAAUCUGAUUUUCAUUUAUUUUUCUUUGGGCAGAAAUCUGUCUUAAAAUUAUAACCACUAGAGGGUGCUGUUGUACAGUACAUCUCUGUGUGAAUGGAGGGGGACAGGAUGUGCUGUCAGGUUGACUUAAACAUAUUUUUAAAAAAAAAAAAAAUUCCUAACUGCACUUUUGUUGUUUUAAAUAUUAUGUAUGAAAUGUUUCUUUUCUGUGAAUAUUCAUGAAGUUUGUGUUAAUGUUACAUGUGUUUUUUUCCAAAUGAAGGGUUUAUUUCCAAAAUGUUCUGUAUUGUUUUUCUCUUUGGGGAAAAAUAAACUUUUGUUUAUCAUUCGUUA